This is a messenger RNA of Chionomys nivalis (European snow vole), 1387 nucleotides long. RefSeq names its product D-box binding PAR bZIP transcription factor (gene Dbp). Gene Ontology annotation, molecular function: RNA polymerase II cis-regulatory region sequence-specific DNA binding; DNA-binding transcription factor activity, RNA polymerase II-specific. The coding region runs from base 859 to 1230 and encodes 123 amino acids. The transcript is spliced from 4 exons. Gene Ontology annotation, biological process: regulation of transcription by RNA polymerase II. Gene Ontology annotation, cellular component: nucleus. NCBI's taxonomy places the organism in Eukaryota, Metazoa, Chordata, Mammalia, Rodentia, Cricetidae. The record is from RefSeq and is a predicted model, not a curated record.
AAAGAAGUUUGCUUUGGCCACGCCUCAAGGCUGCCGCCUCCUCCUGCCCCCCUCCUCCGCCCCUGGGCGCACACCUCUGGGUGCAGAUUGCAAAGCGCCUUUCCUUGCGAGAAGUGCAAAAUUUUCAAGAGCCAGAGGUUCGCCCAGCUGGUACAGAAGGAGCGCGCGCCUGUGUCUCUUGGGGACUCUGAGUUGCAAAGAGACAGCUGCUUGGUCCCCACUCGCCCUGACUAUAGGAUCCUCCCAGGACACUCGGAAGUUGCACCUUUCUGCAGAGAGAACUGGCUGACCCUCAGAGAUCUUAGGAUCUGCAGCGAUCGGAUACUGGAGGCUUGCACGCCACUCGCUCCCGACCCAGGGACACACUCGCCCGAACCGCAGGAGUGUGCAGGUCUCCUGAAGGAAAAGGAGCGGAAGGCGACUCUGCCCUCAGCUCCCGUUCCGGCACCGGGCCUGGAAACGGCUGGCCCAGCCGAUGCCCCGACUGGGGCGGUUGGUGGCGGUGGGUCCCCGCGGGGGCGCUCAGGGCCGGCGGCUGGCCCGAGUCUUUUUGCGCCGCUGCUGUGGGAACGCACUUUGCCUUUCGGCGACGUGGAGUACGUGGACCUGGACGCCUUCCUGCUGGAGCACGGGCUCCCGCCGAGCCCGCCGCCCCCCGGGGCCCUGUCGCCGGUACCCUCUCCGGCACGCACGCCCGCGCCCUCCCCGGGGCCCGGCUCUUGCGGCUCCUCUUCCCCCCGCUCGUCGCCGGGGCACGCCCCCGCGCGGGCUACGCUGGGAGCCGCCGGCGGCCACCGCGCAGGCUUGACCUCCAGGGACACACCCAGUCCUGUGGACCCAGACUCCGUGGAGGUGCUAAUGACCUUUGAACCUGAUCCAGCUGACCUUGCCCUGUCAAGCAUUCCAGGCCAUGAGACUUUUGACCCUCGGAGACACCGCUUCUCAGAGGAGGAACUGAAGCCUCAGCCAAUCAUGAAGAAGGCAAGGAAAGUCCAGGUGCCUGAGGAACAGAAGGAUGAGAAGUAUUGGAGCCGGAGGUACAAGAACAAUGAGGCAGCCAAGAGGUCUCGAGAUGCACGAAGACUCAAAGAGAACCAGAUAUCGGUGCGGGCAGCUUUCCUGGAGAAGGAGAAUGCCCUGUUGCGGCAGGAGGUGGUGGCAGUGCGGCAGGAGCUGUCCCAUUACCGCGCUGUCCUCUCGCGCUACCAGGCCCAGCACGGGACACUGUGAGGCUCCGUCCACCCUGCCUGGGCAGCGCCCUAUUCCUUACUCAGACUUGCACCUGACACUCUUCCUCCCUCCUUGUUCCCUGGCCGAUGGUCUGGCCAGCUAGGUGACCCCAGGGACGUCAUGAUACAGACAAAUACAUUUAUAUUUUUAAGAAAAA